GGUUUCUUUCCUAAACCCUUGUAUUUGCUUUUUUUUUCAUCGUAUAACAGGGAAUAAGAAAAUUUUUCCAAAAAUAAAGGAAAAAGCCUUGCAUGUACAUAGAAUUAAGUAAUUAAAGCAUUUUCGCUGAAUAACUAUAUGCCUGUAACACAUUAUCCUUUUUGAAAGAAGUGAAUUGUCCUUUCGAACAUAAACGAUUCAUAUCUGGAUUCAUAUUCCAUCGUUGUUAAUCUUUUUGAAUAUUAUUCUUUCUCCAUUUAAUGGAAAUUGUGCAUGGCGCUUUGCGUUCACUCUUUUAGGUCGACAACAAUUGAUACAGCGAUAUCAAGCCAGUUCUUUUCUUCUGAACCAUCUUUGAUCCUUGUUCAAAAUCUGAACAUUAAUAUUUAUCGCAUAACAGAUAAAAAUGACUUAGAUAUUUUUACUACUAUUCCCUUAUGGUAUGCAGUAAGGCAUUUACAGACCUAUCGACCUCCCGGUCUUAGUCGGGAUUAUCUUUUUGUUGUUUUACAGGAUGAUACGUAUUUUACUCUUUACUGGGACGAAGACUUUCAGAAAGUAAAUGUAGAUCAUCCUCCUCUACGCUAUCGGGUAUCAUUUCCUUGGUGUCGUUUCGCCAAAAGCUAUUGUCUGGUGGAUAAGAGAAUGCGCAUGAUUUUCCUAAGUAUAGAUGAAGCCUUCAUGCUAUGCAUAAAUGUCUUGUCCGCUGAAGAGAGACAAAAAUCUGGUAAUUCCAUUGAUGAUGGCUUCCCCAUCUCUUUUCCAGUUCACCUUAUAUAUGACAUUUGUCUGUUAAACUAUCCAAAGAUUCCGACUUUAGUUGUUUUACAUAGUGAAGGUAUUGAAUCUGCUAUAACAGCUUUUCCCAUCGACGUGGAGUCAAAAAAUUUAGAGAAUGGAAUUCGCCUCUUUGAGUCUGUUUUACCUUCCAAAAUUCUCCCUUUUGGAAAAAGAGGAUUACUAGUAUUAGAUAAAAGAUCCAUCCAUUGCUUUUAUCGUGGUGGAAUAGUUACCAUUGAGUCACCGCCCACAGUGUAUAAUCAUUGGGUUUCUCUUGAAGGUUAUGAAAACCAUUUCAUUGUGUCCGAUAUAAAUGGUAAUUUUUAUGCAAUUUAUUCGAGCAUUUUGGCCGGGAAACUAUGGAAUUUGACCUUUGAAAAGCUGGAAAUAUCACCCGUUACUUGCAUAACGAGUUUGGUCUCGCUCAAUGAUUCCCUUUUAUUUAUUGGUAGUCAUGGAAAUUGUUCGAAACUUAUUUCUCUUCGAGAUCUUAGUGAUAUCUUUGUCUUACCAAGUUUAGGACCUAUUCAUGAUAUAAAUAUAUACUCAAACGAUCAGAGUCAAGGUAUGCUUGUAUGUGCUGGGACAUUUUAUAAUGCGUCUUUGUUGUACUAUAAACACGCUUUGUCUAUGAAAGUUCUCGGAUUUUAUGAAUGUUCUGGUAUCGUCCGCAUCAUGGUUCUCUCUUCGCAUCCGGUUGAUAAAUUGUUCAUUGUCUUUGUCGAUGAAACUUUUGUCUUUGAUCUAAAAGAAGGUCUACAUUUAGAAUUCGUUCCUGAGAUGUCAAUAAAGGAAAGAACGAUCGCGCUAUCAGGAACCGACAAUCAAUUUAUCCAGGUAACCUCAAGAUCUUUACGUAUUUAUGAUUCUACGAACUUACCAAAAGCAAUACAUUUGGAGAAAAUUACAAAUGCCUCUUGUUAUCAAGAUUACUCUGCAAUUGUCAUAGGCGGAUUGGAACUUGUUAUUUUUCAGAAAGACACUGAAAUAUCUCGAACUAAAUUUGAUAGUGAAAUUAGCUGCCUAGAAAUGGCCAGUGAAUCAAAAAUUGCUAUUGGUUUUUGGUCUAAAGAGGUUCUAAUUUAUAGCUUUAUGAUAAAUUCUAAAUCCGGACGCGUUUUCAAGUCGAAAAUUUCCUCCUUGCCUAGAAAUGUUAUAUUGGAACAUUUAGACCCUGAAAUGAGUCUCUUCCUUGUUUCCUACGGCGAUGGAUUUUUAGUUUCAUAUGUCCUAUCUAAAAAUGACUUGAUUUUUACUGAGGUAAAGAAACUGGGAACUACCCCAAUUAUAUUCUCUCGGUUGAGUGUGCAUGUUGGAACUUACAUAAUUUGUAAUAAUGAUCAGCCUCAUAUGGUUUACGGAUUUAAUGGGACUCUUGGAUAUAUGCCGUUAAAUAUGCCUGUUUCUUACGAUGUGUGCCAGUUUUCUAUAAAAUUAGGUACUAACGGGAUCGUUGCGGUCUCUUCAAAAGGAAUUUCCUUUUUAGAACUGGAUUCAAGUCCUCAUUUGUAUGCGAGUAAGUUUCCCUUGAGUCAGGUUCCUUUACGGGCAGUAAUGUUAGACGAAAUACUGAUAACCAUAAAUCUCCAUCCACACUCUGAAGGUACGGAUGGUUUUACCGAAAAGUAUUCGUUGUCAUUACUAGAUUUUUUUAGCGGUAAACAACUUGAAAAGUAUGAUUUUCCCCUGCAAAACCGAUGUGAAGAAAUACUGAGGAUAGACAAGGAAACGGUAAUUGUUGCUAUUAAUAACUAUCAACCACAUGAUUUAUUUCCGUUGAAUGGAAAGUUGUUGCUGUACCGGUUUAUACCUAAACUGACUAUACUCAACUGUAUUAAUACUUUCCAGGUUGCUGCUGCUGUUAGCUGUCUAGCAGUGUAUGAAAGAGGUUUCAUUGCUUCUUUUGGACAGUUCGUUGGUUUUUUUGAUAUUAUAAAUGGAAAAAUGGAACUGAAAAAAAAAUUUUGUGUUGGCAAUUUGAUAUCCCAAAUAAUUAUUGACGAAGAAAAAAAUAUUCUAGUCGGGGACGUUGUUGGUUUUAUUACAGUUUUAAGACUGGAAAACAGAAAUUUCGCAAUGUACACAAGAUACUACCUUGGCGAACGUGUAAUUAAUGCUCUUUGCUUUGAGAAAAAUAAAUACAUCUUUGCAUCCGAUAGCGGGAUAUUACACAUUUUAAGAUUGGAUAAUAUAUCACACUCGGAACGACGAAAUGGUCAUUCAAGACUUAUUGCAGAAUCACAAUACCGACUUCACGAUAGGGUAACCAGAUUCUGUUUGAAUACGAUGCCUCAAACUUUUUAUCCGGUUAAAACACUAGAGUCCCGUUUAUAUUUUGGUACAAUAAAAGGUGCCUUUGGAAGUAUAUUUUCCUUAAAUUCCAAUAUUGAUGAAUUUGACGAACUUGCAAAAAAGAUACGACAGCUUGAACUCUCAUACUUGCCGACGGCCGAUUUUGAAAGUAUUGAAGAGGAAGAAUCCAAUGAGAUUCCGUUUGUAAAUGGAGAUAUCAUUACUGACACAAGAAACUGGUCUUCAACCCAGAUAAUUCGAUUGUGUCGACUUUUGGAACAUGUUGAACAUCUUAAUUCUCAUGAGAAAGUACGAAUGCUGCUGGAUGAAGUACAGCUUUUGUCAUGAAUAUGAUAUAAUUUCAGUCUUAAUUUGCUAUUCUAGAUAAGUGAAAUUGAGCCUACGGUAGUUAUGAUGAAGGACGAUAAUUCCUGUUUAUUAAUGCAUAAACGCGAAUCAAUGAUUGAGAAAUUUGCGUCGAAAACCUAUCUUAGGUAAAAAAACCAGCAAUGAAUAUUUGUGACAUGAGUUAAUCAUUUACUUUCAUCGGGUACUAGCAACUAUUUAUGUUAGAAAACCUUUUGUGAGAACAUGAAGAUGCAUACCAAUGGAAGCCCAUAUUUAACGGUUAAAUUUAAUAUCUUUUCAGUGGCUUGUAUACGAGAUUGGGUUAAGGCAUCCACGAAUACUUGAUUUGUAUGUGAAGAGAAAGAAGAUAUGUCUAUUUGUAUUGUUUUUCUCAUUUUUCUUCCGCCGUUACAUAGAACAAGAAGAAUUCCUGGCCUGUAAAAUGCGUAGACCCUGUUGUCCACAUAUACCAUUUGAGAGAGUUGAGUGCAAAAUUUUGGAUAUUUGGCAACCAAGCGCUGUCGAAGACGAAUAAAUAGUGAGAUACACUCAAACACAAAGUUUGAAGUGUCGUACUUACUUACCCAAAGUCCCUCUCGAUUAUCAGGAUCGUUACCACCGCUGAAUCUCUGUUCUUGGCCAUAGUAUAUCACAGGUAUACCAUCCGAAAAGAUGGUGGCAGCAAGAGCAUUUAACGCCAACUAAAGAGUGUUAAUCAUACUAUAUUAAAUAUUUUGUGCGAGUAAAUACUAGGUUAACUGAUGACUUACAGCAUUAUCUUGCGUUUGAGAAAAGAAUCUGGGCACAUCGUGGUUUUCAAGAAAGUUGCAUAGUAUGGUAGUAUCUCUAAAGCUAUGUCUGAUAUCCAAGACACCUUUUUGAUAGUACUCAAGCAUGGGUUUUCUGGGCGAUGAAAAGGCUUCGCGCAAUUGAUAGUAAAAAGGAAAGUUUAUGAUCGAAGGCAUAUAAUUUUGAUAAAUCCCUGCGUAUUUUGGAUUACCAUGGAAAAUCUCGCCUGUUGUGAAGACAUUCGCUGUUUCAAUGAAUGAGGGAUAGAAGGAUUUCUCAACAUGUUUAGCAGUGUCUAUUCUUAUACCGUCAAACUUAUAAGUGUUGAUCAAAUCACUAAUCCAUUUUUUAAAGAAUUUGCGUACACUGGGCUUUUCUGUUUUAAUGUCAGGUAAGUUCACACAAUUAUCACCAAGCCAUCCUUUAACGACCUCCUCUUGAUUAUUAUAAUCCUGAAUGUACUUCCAUGGGUGGAAAUCGUUAGCUUGGUUGAAUGGCUUGAAUUGCGUGUAGUCAAUCGCCUGCGUUCCAGCAUGUCCCAUAUGGUUGACAACGAUAUCAAUCAUACAUAGCAUUCCACGUUUAUGAAGGCUGUUGACUAAAUCUUUAAGGUCUUGAGAACUACCAAAAUGAUUAUUCAAUUCUGUAAAGUCCUGCGCCCAAUAGCCAUGGUAAGCUUCUCCAUAACCUGUUUGACUUUCGAUAUUUUUGACGAUGGGACUAAUCCAUACCGCUGUACAACCAAGUGAUUGAAUAUAGUCAAGCUUUUUUAUUAUACCCCUCCAAGUUCCUCCCAAGUAUUUUCUUCCUUGAGAUGGAUGUUCGAAAUCAUCUUCAUCCCUGGCAAAACGAUCAGUAAGCAGCUGAUAUAUUACUUGUUUUCUCCAUAAGUCGUUGUAUUCCUUUUCUUUUAUAAAAACUUGUUUCUGAUAGAAGCAACAAGCCAUUGCAUACCCCAACGGAAAAUUAUACAGGAGCGUCCAAAAGGUGAAUUAAGCGUUGCUGCUUAAUAGUUGAAAUUUGAAAUAAGCCUUAAGGGAGGCAGACAAGGAAGAGGUAUGAUACUCGGAGGCUAUGACUCACAGACUAUCAGAUUUCUGAACUCUGAAUUGGUAAAUAUUGGUUCUAUCUAUGAUGACUAUGUUGCAUAUAAAAUAAUAUAUUUAUGUUUACAGUCUUCUCAUUCUGUUUUGUUUGUCCUAUAUUCUCGUAAAUAUAAACAAACAUUAAAAUGGCUGACAAUUUCAAGUAUAACAAAUAUAAAGGGGAA
Messenger RNA from Schizosaccharomyces cryophilus OY26, 5479 nucleotides. RefSeq names its product silencing protein Rik1. The coding region runs from base 274 to 3420 and encodes 1048 amino acids. The transcript has a single exon. Lineage: Eukaryota; Fungi; Ascomycota; Schizosaccharomycetes; Schizosaccharomycetales; Schizosaccharomycetaceae. Gene Ontology annotation, cellular component: nucleus. The record is from RefSeq and is a predicted model, not a curated record. Gene Ontology annotation, molecular function: protein binding; nucleic acid binding.